Messenger RNA from Saccostrea echinata, 1683 nucleotides. RefSeq lists its product as uncharacterized. The record is from RefSeq and is a predicted model, not a curated record. Gene Ontology annotation, molecular function: zinc ion binding. Lineage: Eukaryota; Metazoa; Mollusca; Bivalvia; Ostreida; Ostreidae. The transcript has a single exon. The coding region runs from base 1 to 1683 and encodes 560 amino acids.
AUGGGUGAAUUACUCUCAAAAUUAGAGGCAUCACAAUGUUCUUUAUGUAUGGGAUACAUGGAAAACUAUAUGUAUUGCGAAACAUGUAAACGUUAUCUGUGUGUUCCUUGUAAAGAGAAGCAUGUGAUUGAUCUGGACACCAAAUAUCACGAUGUGAUUCACCCUUUAAAGGAUAGUGAUUGGAUGAGACCAGAGUCUUGCGAGAGACACCCAGACAGAAACUAUUUAUACUGGUGUCAGUCAUGUGAAUGUCCAGUUUGUGACUCUUGUCAUGAACAUCAAAGACACAAAAUUCUAGACAUUACAUCUACCUACAAAAUUCAAAGACAGGAACACUGGGAUAUAAUUGUUGAUAUCAGAAGUGAAAGACUUCUGUACAAUCAAGCCAUUAUUUCAAAAAUUAAAUCGGAUUUCAAAACUUGUCAAACGGCUUUGAUCGUACUCCGGAUAAAAAUAAUAUCAGAAGCUCAGCGAGAAAAGAAACUGAUAGAUAUUGUUUUGAAUAAUACAAAUGAGGCGUACUUUAAGAUCAACUCUAAACUACAACAAUCGAAGCAAAAUAUCAAAGAUGUAGAGAAGUAUAUGUUCAGAUUUGAACAUUCAGCGAACAAAGCAGUACAUUUUUUAUUAUUUAUAAAAAGGAAACCUGCUUCCAGGAUGAGGGACAUUCCUAAAAUUUUUACAUUCUCCCUGAAAAAUGAAAUCAAUAUGGAAGAUGUUAUUUUGUUUCAAGGCAAAGUCAAACUCAUCGAGACCGACAAAAGACGGAUAGAUAAUGAUCGACUCUUGAAAAUAAUGACUAGACCCGUGUUACAGAAAACUUUCACUGUCCCUGGUGCUAGUUGUGGUAAGCGCAUUUCUUUUGUGUCUUCAGACCGGAUCUGGAUAAGUGGUGGUGGCAAUGAUCUCUUCUUGAUCGACUCAACUGGUAACAUUUUACACCAUCGAACAGAUAGCCAAAAUGCUUGUAACGGUUCACAAACAGUAAGUCUGGCUGGAGAACUCAUUUACAUAGACUUGGAUUCUAAUAUCUGUAAACUUUGUAAGGACAACAAAGCACAAAUUACACUGAUGAAUAAAUCUGAACAAUGGGAACCAUUGGAAAUAUUUUGUUCUCAAUUCUCCGGAGAUCUGCUUGUUUUGAUGAAAAAAUAUAUCUGGACAUAUAUCGGGACAUUAGAAAUCUGUGAUAUAAAAAGUAAAGUUAUUAGAUUCAAUGGAAUAGAGGAGGAAGCCCAAACCUUCCAGUUUGAUGACAAUGGUCGUAACCUUUAUUAUGAUCCUGAGCACAUCACAGAGAAUCGAAACGGAGAUGUUAUUGUUUCUGAUGAGUAUAACGAGUAUAGUCUUGAACGAUCAUUUCUAGUUGUUACAGAUCGAAAUGGAAGAUAUCGUUUUAGUUACUAUGGAUCACAGUAUGACCCUCAACUGAAACUUGAACCGUGGGGAAUUUGUACAGAUGCACUAUCAAAUAUCCUUAUAGCUAACCAAAGCUCAAGCACAGUGCAUAUGAUAGACAAGGAUGGCAAAUUCCUUUCCUUGCUACUAACAGAGGAACACGGUAUUAGUGGUCCAUGGGGUCUCAGUUACGACGAAAAAUCUCAUCUUCUUUGGGUUGGAUCUAUUAAUGACAAUAGGUUGUGUGUGUACAGAUAUAUUGAAAGACAGAACCACAUUGUAUAA